Symbiodinium necroappetens is the source of this 1581-nucleotide messenger RNA. The record is from the annotation of a GenBank genome assembly. Lineage: Eukaryota; Dinophyceae; Suessiales; Symbiodiniaceae.
AUGGAGGGUGCCCCAAUGCCCCACCGCGCCCUGGAGCAGCAAGGGUUGCUCUACGAAUGGUGCCCAGGAAUGUUCGUGAUUUUCGUGUCUCAUCAGUGGCUUGGGGCCACACAUCCAGAUCCACGUGGAGAGCAGCUAGCCGUUCUCCGCCAAAGCCUGACGGGCAUCAUCGAAGGGUCUUUGCACGUCGAAGGCGACAUGAUUUCCCUGAUCAAGGGCAGGCCGACAUUUCAACUUCCAGAUGCAAUCAGAAAGGAGAUCCAACAUGGGUUCCUGUUUCUGGAUUGGUUUGCCAUCCCGCAGAUCACAGCGCGGCAUGAGGGAGUGAACGAAGAUGUAACACGGUCGAAUGCGGCCCUUGCGGUACAAAGCAUUCCGGCCUAUGUAGAGGCGUCGGAUGUCUUUGUGGCCUUGGUGCCCGAGUUACCACAUGUGACCCGCGGCACUCGCUGCAACUACCCGUCGUGGCUGUCUAGAGGAUGGUGUCGUGCAGAACUAUACUGUCACCUUCUGUCCAACAAGCCUGACACAAGUGUCAUUGUUAUACACUCUGCUAUGGAGGCUGAAUACAUGUUUCCCCUCGAUUGGCAGCACAACACUGUAGCAGAAGGCGACUUCACAGUCGAGAGUGACCGGGCCACCGUGGUUAAGCUCAGUGAGAUGGCAGUGGACAGCAAGAUCCGACAUCUUGGUGCCAAGGGCCCUACAGGCCUUUACCGUUUCUAUGUGGCCUACCGAGCGAAGCUUCUCGGUCGGCCCUGCCUCCCUUGGGACCUGGUGGGCUUUUUGGAGAACUUCCGCUUUCCAAGCUUCCAGGACGCAAUUUCCGACAAGAUCAUGAAUGGGGCUCUGUGCGCAGUCAUCGCAGGGGAUGCGCAAAUGCUCUCCAGGCUGAUAAAGCGCCGGGCCGACGUCAACUAUCGAGUUUCUGAUUUGGGCGACUUGGGGUUCUACGACAGUCAGACGCUUCUUAUGGUGGCAGCAAAGUCGCAUCAAAGCGCAGAGGUGCUCUCAACACUGCUAGAGCUUCGGGCAGAUGUAAAUGCGAGAGACCGCAGUGGACUCAAUUCUGCUUUCUACGCUCGCUCCGCGCAGCAAGUGAAGGUGCUGGUGGAGGCCAAGGCAGACAUUCAUUCCAUCUGCUCGCCGCUCGGCUUGGCUCCACUGACAGGGGCCGCUUCCUCCGCAGACACGGGCACGGUCGCCGCAUUGCUAGAAGCAAUGUGCGAUCCCAACCCAGAGCCAAGUGGAGCCGGCUAUGGUCCACUACAUGGUGUCGCUGGCUUCGCAAGGCAAAGCAACAGGUUCUCCGCUAGCAAGGCCCGCUUGCUGCUCGCAAGCCGCGCAGACAUUAACAUGCAAGCACGUCCUACUGGCAAGUUCCGAUUGAUUACAUUGGCCGCCCGUGCUCACACUGGACUGUUGGGCUUCGGCUCCGGCUCAAUUUCGGCCGGGCGCGUGGCAGCUCUUCCUGGCAUCACCCCAUUAGGGACUGCUGCUAUGUUAGGCGACGGAGAGUUGGCGCAGCUGUUUCUGGAGUUUGGGGCUCAAGUGCUCGAGAACGAUCGUGGUGACACGCCG